Molecule: messenger RNA, 5009 nt
Organism: Sycon ciliatum
Lineage: Eukaryota; Metazoa; Porifera; Calcarea; Leucosolenida; Sycettidae
Exons: 18
Coding region: 403-3816 (1137 amino acids)
Source: RefSeq, a predicted model, not a curated record
GGGCCCCCGGUAUCCAUGGUAUCGGCACGCGGCAGCUCAGAGGCCUAGAUUUACCUGGUCGUGGUAGCUACAGCAUCCGGAGCAGAACAGAGGGUUUGGAAAAACUCAACCCUCCGGCUACGGAUGGAAAUUACCAAAUCAGAAAUUUGCGGCACGUUCUUUGAAUACUAUUCGCCGAUGCUAACGCCCAGGCCAGCUGUAUCGAGUCGUCCAGGAGACGAGAGAGAGAGAGAGAGAGACGGGCUACCUGAGGCGCGUGACAUCGAUUGAUAUUACAAUUAGGUCAGUUCGUGGGCAGCAAGCGUCGCAACGCCCAAUGAAAGACUAAGUGCAGCCCUCUACCCUACUGGCACUGCUCGUGGUGCAGCAGUGUCGUAAAAUGAAAAUAAUCCCCCAUGCCGUAUGGCGGCGGACAAGCGCACUAUGAGUAUGACACAGGUUGAGGCAUCAGCGAUGCUAUGGACUCGCCACCCAGACCUUGCUCUAAGGAUACUUUCCCUAGUCGCGAUCUGCUGUUGCAAGGCUGCGGCCGACUCUAGCUCACUGAGUACUGUCGGCAGUGUCGUACACGUCAUCAACGCUACGCUGAUUGCAAAUGAGACGGUGAGGCCAGGUCAGAUUAGCUGCUACCACGACACAACAAUGGAUACGGUUGCGCUGGGCACCAACAGUACAUUUGUGUUCCUACAGGUACUGAAUCACCAGACUAGCAUCGUACAGCUCAGCUCAUCACCAUAUCUCACACAUAAGUUUACUCCCGAUGAUGACGACAGCCUGAUACUCUGCCAGGCUAUUGCAAGCCCGCACCUAGCAGCCCUGCAUGAGCAUUACACCCAGUUCUACUCGACUCUGCCACCUGUGUACAGGCUAAAGGUUCUAUAUCCGGUUACGUUUGACUCUGCAAAGCACACAAAAAACCCCGAGCCAGAACCACUGGCUAGGAUUCAGUGUCCCUACACUGGCUCAGAGCCGGUCAACUAUCGGUUCCACAUGAACAAUGUGGGUCCGUACGGUUGCGAUCACCCGUGUACCAGCUGCAAUUACUCCGACAGCUGCUACGAUGUAGUGAGCAUCGAGCAGCAGCAGGCAUGCCACGCGGCUCGUGAUUCAGACUGCUUUGAACACACAGACCGUGAAGACACAGUUGUCAUCAAGUUUGGCUGUUAUGGGUGCAUGACGUGCAGUGCCACCAACGUCGUGAAUGGAACGGAAACAACAGCCGAAUGGAGCUACAUGCUCUCCAAGCCAAGACAUUCUGAGAUUGCACCCUGCACACCAACAGAUGACAUCACCACCAGGUUUCUCAUCGAGCCGCCGAUCAUCACACCAUCAUCAAACGUAACGGUGGGAAUACCUCUGGUGAACAUCACGUUCCACUACACCUGUCGCAACUUCACCAAAAUCAAUCUACACCAUGGCAAUGAACGGAUCUCUGUGUCUGCCACAAACAUUGACCGUCACUAUAUGAAGUACAACAACACCAUCUCCUUCAUGAAGUGCAUAUUCAGCACGACCUUGAUCAUCUCCCGUCCGACGGUAGAUGAUGACGGAAUUUUCUACUUUGACUUUGACUCUGACAUGACAUCGCAGGACAACCACCACUAUGAGAAUGUGACACUGCAUGUCACCAAGCGAACAUGUCCUCCUGGCAUCUCACCACCGCUACCGUGUCGAACGCACGAGGAGUGCGUUAUGGACUGGGAGAACAAGCCAACGUGUAACUGUGAGGAUGGAUAUGUGGGCAAGGCGUGCCAAUAUCGUUGCCCUGAGGAUUAUUACAAGGUCAACAGUAGCAUAGUAGUGCCAGCGGACUGCGAACGGGUGACCGUUCAGUUGGUCUGCCUGAACGCCAGUAACAACCAGCUGGUGCGCUGGCAGCCCACCACGCUCCUGCAUAGCAGCUUUGGGACUGUAACCUUCAUCUACGAGCGUGUGGUGACACGACCGAUUCACUACACGUGUUUGGACAACGGCACGGGUGAUGUUCUCGGACAUGUUUCUGUUCUUACUGCAAACAAGCCAGUGUUGAUGCCUGGCCAGCAGGAUACGAUACACGUUGACAACAGCUCACAGACAUUCGUGACCAGGAUCAACGUAGACCUGACGAAAACAUUCGGACCCGGACCCCUCGUUUACAGGUGGCGUGCCAUGUCCGUUGGGGAGCUAUGUGGCUGGCCAGGGGAGGACGUCUGUGUGCUGAAGAGUGAUUCUGAAGAGCUUCACGUUGUGCAUCUGAAACAUUGCUCAGGUCAAUAUCAAGGGUGUGUUGAGAAUAACUAUGGGGAAACGUGCAUCAUGGUGCACGUAAUCGUCAAUUCAUCUACCUGCGACCUGCACCCUGUCCUGUUGGGACCAUUCUCUCAGCAGCCGGCCUAUGUAGCAAACAUCACUACUGGCGGUGAGCACGUGGAGAACGCAUUGUUCUACUUUGACUAUGUGGCCAGUGGGGACUUACAGCUGAUGUCACACAGUGUCAACUCUUCCAGUGAUGCUAUAUUGCCAGCCGUGAUCGCCGGUGGCGACAACACGACCAGCCCGGUUGAAAGCCUGCACUGCUGUCAACGAGCCAUCAUGGCGGCUGGAAGUACCUACAAGAUCUGCACGAUACCGGAACGUAAUAAAACGAAGCAGUGCUUCAAGGGUCUGGUCUCUACUCCGGCGCUAGUGCGCGAAGUCAUACCCGUGACGGUGUCCCACUUGACUGUACAGCGAAUGGUCGGUAUCGGCGUUGGAGUGUUGCUUGCUCUCCUGCUGCUCAUCAUCACCCUGGUUACCGUACGCCGCCGAAGGUGGAAUACCACCACAGCACUAACAGAGAGCGAGGGUCUCGAUUUGGUGGAUUCCGAUUCUGAUGAUGAGAUUAAAGAUUCUCCAGUGUCUCACGAGAUUGUUGUACCAAGUCGAAAGUCCAAGGCGAAAGGGCAAACGAAUGGCAUUGCGGGCAGUCAUCAUGCCAAUACCAGCCGCCAGAGAGGCAGCAGUACAGCAACACUGUAUGCGGAUGGUGCGAUACCGGUGGAGGCCAGUGAUGAUGGUGCUGCAGAAAAGUCAACUCUUGCGAGGUCAUCUCCAGGCACGCCCAGUGCAACUCUUGCAAGUGCUGGUAAAACAAAAGAAGAGCAAAGUCCGCAUGCGGCAGCGACAGCGAUGCUGAAUGUGGCCUUCUCCGGCAUAUCGGAGCAUCUAGCAAAGCCCGAAGAAGAGGAAGAGGAGAGUGCAACGACAACACUGAUGUCUGUGAAGGAAACAUCAAGAGAUCGCCCGGUGCAGAGACCCACUACACAUCGUGAUGCAACGGCAAUACGAACACGCAAUGGAACUCUGGACAAGACAAGUUAUGCUUUCCAUAAUCCACCCUCACCAGGCAUGCGCAUGACAGCCAAACCAGGGAGAGAAUGCGACAUAGAGAUGAAUGGCUUCAGCUAUGAUGAGCGGUCACUGAAACCUCCAACAUUUUCACCAUUUCUUCCAGCGGACCCAGAGAGCAACCAGAGUGUCUCCACUGUCCAGGAGGACACCGGCAAGAUGCUGGAUGAGGAGCAGGACGGUGGGGGUCAGGGUGGUGAUGGCCGCCGUGAGCUACGUAGGAUUGACGGCACCAUGCACAGCACCGUACAGCGCUCCAUGCAGCUGAUGCAGAAGACCGACCAGGACAAUAUACAGCAAGCCAGCGUGGUGGAGUAUGCCUGUAAUUUUGCGGGCAUGACCAGCGCCGAACCUGUCCUUUAUGGACAAAUGCCGGCAGAGAGCAAUGGUGAUGACGGGUACAGAGCUGAUGAGGAUGAUACACGCACCAUGGAUCAAACUGCACUAUAAGGGUGCAACACUUCGCCACUGCCAAGCAACUAUGCUCACAGCAGAGACUUCUGCAUGCGUAUGUUCUUGUUGUGAAAGUGGACCACAAAGACUGAUCUCCGCCUGUGUCCGGAAUUUCUAUGUGAUUGCACAAGCUAUCAGGCUGAACUGGUAAGGUGCUCUGCUCUGCAAAAGACAAGUGAUGAGUCAACAGGAGCCUUGAUCGCCCUGGCGGCAGAUUCGCAACUCGUCAACAAUGCAUCCGUACUAUUGAUCACCAGCCGACUCUCAUUUCCAGUGCAUACACUCUUUUUCUCUUUUUUUGCUUCCCUCUUCGCUACCUUGUUAUUUGGCAGAAAUUCCCGUUUGCAUAAUUAUGCGAAAUAGAACAAAGUAAAAAUUGUUUCGCAUACAGCGUGGAGAUAACAAUUUUAAAUACCGUAUUUUUCCGGUUGUAAGUCGACCUUUUACGACUUAAAAUAGAAGGAGAAAGGGUGGGGGUCGACUUAUAACCGGGAACUAUCAGUAUCUUACAAAAAAUGACCUGCACUGCGUGCACAAGUGCACCAUGUUUACACAUUUUUGCCAGUUUACUGGCCUUUUUCAAGGAUUGGGACGUUAUAUCCUCCAAUGAGGAAUGUUUACAUGAUUUGUUGAUGUGUUAGUAGCAGGAGGUGGCUAGUAGAGCUUCUUUGGGUGAAAGAAAACUUUAAAACGCAGAAUUGAGACCUCGAGAUAGGGGGUAGACUUAUAACCGGGGUCGACUUACAACCGGUAAAAUACGGUAAUGCUACUUCGAAGUAUGAAUAAAAUAAUCUGCACAAUCAUACUUCAAACACCCAAGGCAAGGUAGGUAGGUCUAAAGUAAUGUUCCGCAUUUGAAAGUGUUAGAAGCUGUUUACAUUCACGAACACCAGCCUGACCUAUGCAUAUUCAGAAGGAAUCAGUCUACAGUCACACUUAGGGCGCGUUUGGUUGGUACGAACUAGAACAGGAUUCACCAGAACAGCGCGUUUGGUUGGGACUGCACCUGUUCUGGGUCGGCCAGAACAUGUUCUGCUUGCUCCGGCCUCGAGGCCGGAGCAGACCAAGCAGUUUCACUUUUUCACAGUGAAACCUGGCGGGAACAUCGAUUUUGGUCCCAAAUGAUCACGUGCAUACGCUUUUGGGUUGGACUCGUUGUACCGUACAAAGUGACCAUGGUGACCAUACAC